ACAAGACAACGGUCACUCGAAUCAGCACAGAAAGAAUAGUUUCUCGAGGAUCAUCUCUUCCCGACGUCCGGUUGGCCAGACAACCCCACCGUGUGUCAUCUAUUUACGGAUCUCCCGGAGUCAGGCGGAAGAGAAUGAACGAAAGUAAACAUCAUUCUCAAAGACAGACUCAUCUUCAACACCUUCGCAGUCGAUCAGAACCUUCAUCUAAUCCGUUGCUCGAUACUAUUAGUGUACUGACGUAUGAUCCAUGUGACUCAGACGAUUACUAUGAAUUGGCGACCGUCUACCAACAGCGCCGCCUUACGGUCAAGAAUAAAGGAGAAGAAAAGUCAAGAAGAUUUCCAUCUACUCAACAUCAUCAUCACGGCGACGGAGACAAGGAUUCUAUUGGAUACGCUGGCUCCAAUUCUAUUGAUAGUGGCUAUAAGAGCCUUUGUCCAACACCGGAAAUCCCAGAUUGUUCUUACUAUGCAGCAGAAGCUACAGAUGCAUCGAAUACCAAUUCCUCUUUUAAGAAAGCCAAGGAUAGUGUCAAACCAAAAAUCAUAAUGGGUACAAAGGUCAUGGGAAGGCAAUGCCAAAGACAUCAGCAUGGGAAUUCCAUUGGCUCUCGGCGAUCUGAAUCAGGUUUGUAUGACGUUAACCUUGACCACCUAAUGUAUUUACGACAAUCUUUACUUAGUGCCAUCCAGAAAUGUGAAUCAGUAUCGUCUUCCUCGAGAGAUGGUAGCCCGACAGUUGCCAAUCGCUCCUGUGAUUCCUCUUCCAAAGUCAGUUGUAGUAGUAAUAGCCAUAGCCCUAAGCAUCAGCGAUCAUCCCAGUUUGGCAGGAGCAGGGCCAGCCCAUACGUCCCAGAAGUCACCGAUCAUAGUACUCCUCAAAAUAAAAUAUCUGGAAAUAGUAGUUCAGCUUCAUUAUCAUUACCCGCUGGACCUCAAACGUACCAGAAGACAGUGCGAUUCGAUACCGAUAUUAAAGUUACAUCUUUAACCAAGAAACAAACUGGUUUAAACAGUCCACGCAUCAGAAAAAAACAUUCCAAAUCUAUUUUGAAAGAUUCCUUAUGCGCUAGUUUGAGAUCAAACUUAGAGUCAGAUUCGACUCUAAUUCCAGACUGCAUGCUUGAAGAGGAAAUCGACGCACUACUUUACGGAAAGGCGGAGUACUACGAUAUUGAAAGCGUGGAUGAUUUUCCGUGUAGUUAUGUGACAAUGAUUGAAGAAAAGUACCGGUGUGGCAAGACUAGUGUAGCGAAAGUGAAAAGGUUAAAAGAAAAACCUCCCGAAACAGCCAAAGAUCAACAAAGUGGGCUACAGUCUAAUACACAAAGCGCGGAAAGAAAACCUAUUCCAGAUACUAGUGGCGCUGAUGAACGAAAUCAUCCUUCAGACCAAUCUGGUUCCGAAGAGAAGAACCAAGCACAAAAGCAUGAACCUAAGAACCAAGAAAAACCAGUGAAUUCCGUUGUCAGGUCUCGGUUCACCGAAGUAGCCAAAUGUAUGCUUGAGAUUAUUGAGGACUUGCAGUUAAAGAAAGAGAGUGACAUUAAGCAACGAAACUCUGACAGUGAUAACACACAAGCCUCUGUGACGACAUCAAAAAACGGUAAGGACCCUUCAGAAGACAGGUCUGGAGUCCUCGUUGCUUGUAAAACAGAUUGUGGAACGAAUCCAGCACGCCACUACUACAGGCCCUCAGUUUCUAGGCUGAAUGAAGGCAACAUUAUAAAUCAUCAAACAACGGGUGUUGCUGACUACCACGUGUACGAAGAAAUAAUGUAUGAUUUUGUUACCAAAAAAGGACCCCGUGACACGGACUUGCCUCCUCCACUUCCUGCUCGUCCCACCAUUGUCACCUGCAAGGAUCAGGAGUAUUUACCUUAUUUUUUUUCAGAGUCUUCUGCUUCAGCUUUAGCAACGGAUACAACGAAUUCUCUAAGAAACUCGUACAGUAAUAGGCCUAAACAGCGACAUAAUCUCUACACCAUUUUUUCGAAUCAGUCCGAUAGACGAACUAUCUCCAAGUCCCUUGAAAAUGAAUGGAAAUCCACAAAAAAAGAUACUGAUGGUGAUGAUGACUACGGUUUUAAAACUCUUCCAACAGUUUAG
Limulus polyphemus (Atlantic horseshoe crab) is the source of this 2111-nucleotide messenger RNA. RefSeq lists its product as uncharacterized. The transcript has 3 exons. NCBI's taxonomy places the organism in Eukaryota, Metazoa, Arthropoda, Merostomata, Xiphosura, Limulidae. The record is from RefSeq and is a predicted model, not a curated record. Bases 135 to 2111 code for a protein of 658 amino acids.